AAGAGGGAACUCCGCAAAGGAACUAGGGGCUGUGACACUCCUACAAACACGGGGGGCUGUUGGAUCCCAUGUGAGUUUGUGGUGGGAUUGGGUGCUGUUAGAUGGAGCUAGGGAUCAGGUGUUCACAGUGUACGCAAGAUCUAGGUGUUUAAGGAGUGGGCUCUGGUUCAGGGCCCCAGGGAGGACUGGAGCCUGGUCAGUGAACAGGGAAUGGGGGCAGCGUUUGGUGGAGUCAGGGAGGCGUCUCCGAGAAGGGCCCAUUCAGAGCUCCGAAGUGAGGGGUCGGCCCCAUAACACCUAACCUUUGGCCUGUGUCUGGAAUCAACCAAGCGCGGAGGCAGGAAGGACUGGCACAAGGAUUGGUGGCGUCCUCUCUCCGGUGCAGACCCUGCCCCAGAGCCCAGAGCGCUCAUCACUAGCUCAGGAGGAUCAAGAGCUGUGACUAAAGCAAGAGCUUUCGGAAGAAGUGGGGCGUCUGUACCCUGGCCUUUCUCCUCAGCCCAUCCUGGCUUCUAGUGUCCCUUCCUCUCCCGGGAACAAAGGAAGAUGGAAAAGCCCAGGGGCAAAAAGAAGGCACAGACCCCAAAAGAAGAAGGAGAUUUGCUAAAGGACGCUCCCAAAGAAGAGAAAGCUUCUGGGGAGAAAAGGGUCAACCAGAGGUCGGCAUCGGCCAGGAAGGCCGGCCUGAGCCCUGGAGACGAGGAGCAGGUGUUCAGCGCCUUCGAUGCUUCGUUUCAAGACGACUUUGAGGGGGUUCCUGUGUUCGUGCCUUUUCAGAGAAAGCAGCCCUUCAAGUGUGGCGAGUGUGGCCGCGUCUUCAAGCACAAGACAGACCACCUUCGCCACCAGAGGGUUCACACGGGAGAAAAGCCCUUCAGGUGUGAGGAGUGUGGGAAGACGUUCCGGCACAGCUCCGACGUCCCCAAGCACCAGAGAAUCCACACCGGAGAAAAGCCCUUUAAAUGCGGCGACUGUGGGAAGGCCUUCAACUGCGGUUCCAACCUCCUAAAACAUCAGAAGACGCACACCGGAGAGAAGCCGUACGAGUGCAAGGAAUGUGGGAAAACCUUUGCCUACAGCUCGUGUCUCAUUCGCCAUCGGAAGCGUCACCCCCGGAAGAAGCACUGAGCGAGGGCCGCUGCGCCGUGUUGGUGCCGAUGGGAGCCGUUCCUCCCGCAGCACCUGCGCGAUGCCGCGGGCUCCGGGAGCACAGCACGCCUGUGCCUGGGCGUCCCCGUCGCCGUCUGGAAAAUCAAGCCAGUGGGGGAAGCAAGUGCUUGAGUGUGCUAAAGACCUGGACCGAUACACCACGACAACGUGGGAGGGGCUUGUGGCCCCAGAGACGCUGGGGACACGAGCAGCCGUCUGGGACUCUGGAGAUGGCUGCUUGCGAGUGGCCCAGCACCUUCCACGGCGGCCUCUGCCCAUGGCGUCCGCUGUGGCUUCAGCCCUCUCAGCUCCCUUGAAGACUUGAC
Mustela erminea (ermine) is the source of this 1475-nucleotide messenger RNA. RefSeq names its product ZFP41 zinc finger protein (gene ZFP41). Gene Ontology annotation, molecular function: RNA polymerase II cis-regulatory region sequence-specific DNA binding; DNA-binding transcription factor activity, RNA polymerase II-specific. Lineage: Eukaryota; Metazoa; Chordata; Mammalia; Carnivora; Mustelidae. Bases 547 to 1128 code for a protein of 193 amino acids. The record is from RefSeq and is a predicted model, not a curated record. The transcript has 2 exons. Gene Ontology annotation, biological process: regulation of transcription by RNA polymerase II.